GCGGGCGGGCGGCUCGCCCCUCGGCGGGGCCGCGCGCGCGGGGGCCGGCUCUUUGUGCGCGCGUCCCUGCCCCCAGCCCGCCGGGGGACAAUGUCUCAGCCCCGAGGCAAGAAGAGAAACCCUGGGCUGAAAAUUCCUAAAGAAGCUUUUGAGCAACCACAGACAAGCUCCACGCCACCCAGAGAUCUGGACUCCAAAGCCUGCAUCUCUAUUGGUGAGGAGAACUUUGAGGUGAAGGCCGAUGACCUGGAGCCCAUCUCCGAGCUGGGACGAGGUGCGUACGGGGUGGUGGAGAAGAUGCGGCACGUGCCCAGCGGGCAGAUCAUGGCAGUGAAGCGGAUCCGAGCCACGGUGAACAGCCAGGAGCAGAAGAGGCUGUUGAUGGAUCUGGAUAUCUCCAUGAGGACGGUGGAUUGUCCCUUCACCGUCACCUUUUACGGGGCACUCUUCCGAGAGGGAGAUGUGUGGAUUUGCAUGGAGCUGAUGGAUACCUCACUGGACAAAUUCUACAAACAUGUCAUUGACAAAGGCCUGACGAUUCCCGAGGACAUCCUGGGGAAAAUCGCAGUCUCUAUUGUAAAAGCUCUAGAACAUCUCCACAGUAAGCUCUCCGUGAUACACCGAGAUGUAAAGCCCUCUAACGUGUUGAUCAAUACGCAGGGGCAGGUGAAAAUGUGCGAUUUUGGGAUUAGCGGUUACCUCGUUGACUCUGUUGCUAAAACCAUGGAUGCAGGAUGCAAACCCUACAUGGCUCCUGAGAGAAUUAACCCGGAGCUGAACCAGAAGGGAUACAGCGUCAAAUCCGACAUCUGGAGCCUGGGGAUCACCAUGAUCGAGCUGGCCAUCCUGCGCUUCCCCUACGACUCCUGGGGCACGCCCUUCCAGCAGCUCAAGCAGGUGGUGGAGGAGCCGUCGCCGCAGCUCCCAGCAGAGAGGUUCUCAGCAGAGUUCGUCGAUUUUACCUCGCAGUGCUUGAAGAAGAAUUCCAAAGAACGGCCAACAUACCCAGAGCUUAUGCAACAUCCUUUCUUCACCCUGCACGAAUCCAAAGAGACAGACGUCGCCUCUUUUGUCAAGCUCAUCCUGGGAGACUGAGAACUGGACUUGUGAAAGAAUUGCCCUUCUGUGGACUGGAUGGAUACUGUGAAAAGUCAGGAAGGGCCAGGUGUCCUCGAUUUUUUUUCAGCCAGGGUGAAGAAAUGUGGAUUAAGUGCCUGGUAAAAGCCAAAAAAAAAAAGGUGUGUUUAAAGAUAAAUCCCAGUCUCUGUCAGAGCUGUUGAGCCAGGAUUGAAUUUUCCCAAAUCCAGGUACAGCUGCAGAGCUCUCCAUCCAUUUUUAACCCAAAUUUAGUCACAAAUCCUGCAGAAACACCUACAGCAUGGACUGUGCCUUCUGGGGGGCUUCUUGCAGGCUGGGGCUCAAAAUCCAAUAUCCCCCAACUCAGGAUUUGGCUCUGAAUAUUCCCUUUAAAAUCCAUGUGUAAAGUGAAUUUGCAGGGCUCGGCCGCUGUUUUUAUUUUGGUGAAUCGAGUGGUUUGUGCUUGGUGAGAGCUGUCCCUGUGCCAGGGGCUGCUGGAAAUAGUCACAGCAUCCAAAAGAGCUGGAAUUCUGCAUUUUUUAAUAGCAAUACAACGAGGGGAAGCUGCUAAAUAGAGCUUCUUGUAAGCUGGAAAUGUGUUGGAGUAAAAUUUAUCAUUUCUUGCAGGGGAAAAAAAAAAAACAACUCUCUAAAAUUGUCCAAAAUCUUCAAUUUAAGGAUUUACAGUUUUAUUGGCAAAGAUCCAUGUUUAGCGUCAAUAUAUGGGAUUUCUAGACUUUCUGUCUUAAGGUGUGAAGUCUGCUUUUUCUCGAGAUGGUGGGAACCUGUAACAAGAAUAUUUCUACAUAAUUUUGGCUAGGGAAAAAAAAAAACCCAAACACCAAAAUAUGAGCAAAAAAAAAAUGGAAAAGCUCCCAGAUCCCAGUGGUCUCUGGUGUUGAAGAGGGCACAUGAAUCUGUUAGGAAGGGGAAGACUUUCCAACCUGCUGUAAUGCAAGUCCUUAUUUUACUUUAUUUUUAGUUUUUUUUUUUUUUUACAGUAACAUCAUUUGGUUGCUUAACUGUGAAAGUCUCUGCUUUUCCAUCCCUGUGGAAGGCUGAUUAUUCUUUCUCAUGUUCUUCUUAUUUAUUAUUUAUCCCUUUCUGGUACUACCCAAGAGGUGCUGAAGGUAUCUCCCAGCCUGCCCUUGAGCCAUGUGGAAUCCCUGUGGUAUCUCCUAACAGCUGGGCUGGCAGUAGACAGCUAAUUACGAUUUUAAAUUAAAUUUAUAGCAACUUAGAUUGGUAUUUUUUUCGUGUCCUGGUUUGCUCUAGAAUUAGGGAUGGGGACAAGCAAUCUUGUUUUUUAAGAAAUUGUAAUUUUUUGAGUUUUCUUUUAACAUCUUGGAGGCUUCUGAAGAAACCUGCUCAUUUUUAUGUUUUUAGGGGGGGGAUGCACGAGGUGGGUUUCUUGUUCCUUUGAGAGGGGAUUGAGUAGCACCAGGGUUCAGUUUAGCUGGUAAAACGCUGUGUGCCACAUCAUGAAAACCACCCUGAAUUCUGAGAAAACAACCCCUUUCCACCUGGAAAUUAAAAUCUGGUUGGUGACAAACUUGGUUUGUCCGAGGCUCGUGCCAGGCUUUCCUCUGUCAGAUUUCCAUGGAGUUUGCUGGAGCCCUGGGUGGUCAGGAAUGGCCAAGGCAGGGCUGGGGACAGCCAGGUGUCACCUCUGGGGAUGGAGGACACGUGUCCUGCAGAAAUAAUGCAGCAGUUCAUCUGCAGCUUCUUGCUCUCCAGGGGAUGUUGAGGGGAAUCCCCUAAGUGUGGGAGAGAAUCAGGACUGGGGGCUCAAAACCCAUCAGGUUUUGUUCUUUUUAUUCCCUUUCUCCCCUUGGAAAGGUCCUUCAAAAGCUUCCCCAGCCUUUCUGAUAAAGAAUAACAGAAUCAGAGAACCACAGAGUCAUUUAGGGUAGAAAAACCUUUAAAAUCAUCGAGUCCAACCAAAAACUCAGCACUGCCAAGGCCACCACCAAGCCGUGUCCCCAAGUGCCACAUCCACACAUUUUAAGCCCUUCCAGGGAGGGUGACUCAAGCCCUUCCCUGGGCAGCCUGGGCGCUGUGGUGCAGCUGUUUUCAGACAGCUCACGCUGCUUUUCUGGUUUGUUUUCUUUCCCCAACGUAUAAGAAACGUUGGGUAGCAGAAUGUGGAAUUGAUUAGAAGUUCAUAAAGCAGGGACCUCAGAAGGAUGUGGGUAUAAAUGCUUUUCAGGCAUCCGAGGUGAACUUUAAAUGGAGCUUUGGCCCUCAUUUGCUUUCUGCUUUUCAAAAACCAUUUAUGAGAAAGUGGAGCUGUCAAAGCCAUGCAUGAACUUUGCCUUCUUGCAAAUAACUUGUCUCAAAGUAAAUUGUCCAAAUGCACAAGAAACUUGUCUCAAAGUAAAUCCAGUAGCUCUACAAAGCUGGAAUUAUGUGCAUUAGAGAGUGUGAGGUGUGUGUGUGUGUGUGUGUGUGUGAGCACGCGUUGUGCUUGGGGGGAGUAACUCAACCAUUUUGAGAUUUACAAAAACACAAUGCAAGUGCUUUUGGAAAAAAAAAAAAAAGGCAGCGUAAAAUAUUUAUUUCUUGGCAGAAGUACAUCAGACCACAUCUCCCAUCCUUCUUUUAAUUGCUUGGUGUUUGUUUGUGUUGUGUCAGGCUUUGCUGGUUUCCUCUGCAGGGCUCUGUCACCUCACACAACCCCAGUCUCAGCCAGGGCACAGGGCAGCUCCAGCUCCUCGGGAGAGCCCUGGGGUGCAAGCAGGGCACCAAAGGCAGAGUUGGUGUUGGGUUAAAGGCAGCACAGUGCAACGUGGGUGAUUUUCAGUUUUCAGCCUUGUCGAGGGAACUCUUUCCUCGUGAGAAUCCGAACCACCACAGCCUGAGGCAGCACCCCGAAUCACAGCCUUGGGGAGGGUGGGUUGGCCAGACAGAGCAGCUUGGAGGGUGUUAGGUGGCACUGACGUGGGUGUGAGGUGGCACUGGGUGGUUGGCAGUGUCCUGUGGGCUUUGCCCCGGGUUUGGAGCUGCCCCGUGCGGGGUGGGCGCUCCGAGCUCCCAUUCCCAGCCAGGUGCAGACACUGCCAAGUCCCAUCAGUCACACUCUGCCAAGCUCCCAGGCUUGUCCCCGUGCUCCAGAGCCCUUCCGUGCUCACCUGGCUGCCCACCUGCACAGCUGCACGUCCCCUCCCCUUGGCUCCACCUGCAACACUCCCCUGUGCUGUCUUCACCCAUCUCAGUGCUGUUCCUCGUGCUCUGGGGAUGAGCAGGAGCAGCAGAGUGACAGUAGGACCGUGUGUGUAACGUUUGAGAGGCUUUUACUCCGUGUUGUUGUUUUAAUGAGAUGCUUUUAGGAUCCCUGCUGAACUGGUAUUCUUUAACCUUCACUGCCACAGAUACUUUCCCCCCACUCUCUUCACUUCAAUCAGAUUGGCAAAAUACAUUUGACUUGAAAACAAAAAAAACCCCAAACAACCCCAAACCCUGCUGAUGGGAUAGGUUACUCCUCUUUACUGUGCUUUGAUUUGAUUUCUCAGGAUACUCAGAGGUUUUUCACUGCUGCUGAGAGGGGACAGUACACCUUUUUGGAGACUUCAACCACUGUAACAUUUUUCCAGAUGUGUGUGUGCGUGUGCGUGUGUGUAACCCAGCACUGUGCGUGCGUGUGUUCUGCUGAAUAUCGUGUGCAUCUCUGAAAUGCUUCAAACAACUGCCUGGAAGUCAAAAACCAACCACCUCUUUCCAGUCAUAUGUUUGCCGUGACUUUUCAUAACCACACUUGAAACUAGUGGUCUUGGAUGGAAAAAUUCAAAGAGCAGGGCAUCUUUAUAGCAAUGGUAUGUCAGUCGAAUUACGGAAAAUGUACACAAAAAUAAAUAAAUGAAAUUUAAAAGUAACGUUC
Messenger RNA from Vidua macroura (Pin-tailed whydah), 4954 nucleotides. RefSeq names its product mitogen-activated protein kinase kinase 6 (gene MAP2K6). Lineage: Eukaryota; Metazoa; Chordata; Aves; Passeriformes; Viduidae. The record is from RefSeq and is a predicted model, not a curated record. Gene Ontology annotation, biological process: MAPK cascade; protein phosphorylation. Gene Ontology annotation, molecular function: MAP kinase kinase activity; ATP binding. The coding region runs from base 91 to 1095 and encodes 334 amino acids. The transcript has 13 exons.